GCAGCUGGGUUGCUUGUUUGUUUAUAUGAGCACGGGAGGAUCAAAGUCCGUCCUGCUCUGUCCACUGUUCAGAGAGUCAUGAGUCCUGCAGGCUGUUUACUCUCAGCUCUCAGGGCCGGACUUUUGGAUACACAAACUGUUAUUAAAGUAAACGGAUCAUCUGGAAUAAAGAUGUGGUUUUGAAAAUUUUGGUAUGAGACAUGUCGGCUUACAAAAGCCAGAACUGUAAACUAGAGAGAUCCCUGGCUUACAAAACUUGUGAGUUGUGAGGUGGAGCCUCCAUGGGUAUCUGCUGCUAACAUCUUGGUGCCAGAUACCACAGCACACCUUCAGGGAUCUAGUGGAGUCCAUGCCUCGACGGGUCAGGGCUGUUUUGGCAGCAAAAUGGAGACCAACACAAUUAGGCAGGUGGUCAUAAUGUUAUGCCUGAUCGGUGAAGAUCAGCCAAAUUUGGCACCAACAAAACGACCCAACCUGCUUUGUGUCAACAGUCCAGGCUGGUGGAAGUGGUGUAAUAGUAUGGGGAAUGUUUUCUCUGCACACUUUGGAUCUGUUAGUACCAAUCAAUCAUAGCUUGAAUAUUUGUGUAUUGUUCCUGACCGAAUACAUCCUUCAUGUCCAUCUUCUAAUGGCUACUUCCAGCGUGAUAUAAUGCACCAACUCACAAAGCUUAGUGGUUAAGACGUUUAAAUACUGAUCAGAAGGUUGUGAGUUUGAAACCCAGGUCCACCAAGCUGCCAUUGCUGGACCCUUGAGCAAGGCCUCUUUAACCCUCAAUUGCUUAGUUGUAUAAAAUGAGACAAAAAUGUAAGCCGCUCUGGAUAAGGGCACCUGCACUUCAGUGGCUUUCCCAAUCACAGAUAAUCGCUAAUCACUCAAGAGCAGGCAAGUCAUAGCAUGAUGAAAAAUCUCCAGGAAUUGUGUGAUGUCAACAUGGAUGAGAAUCUCAAAGCUGUGAACAAAGUGUGGCUCUACACAUUAUUAGCAUAGUGUUCCUAAUAAAGUGCUAGUUGAAACCGCUGGUGUUUUUACAGGUUCUCAUGGCUGCAGAAACGAGGUUCUUCUUCAGUCAGAGCUUAUGCGUGUGAUGUCUAUAAAUCCCUGGCCCCGAUAAUGCUCUACGCUGCAGCCCUGGUGGUCGUAGUUUUGUAUGCACUCGCGGAUCAGCUCCACGACUUUGUGUGCAGGAUCUUCUUUCCACAGUACCAUUACCCAUACACUGCACCUUUUGCCCUCAUACAGGUGCUCCUGAACAUCCUGGCCUUGCUGGGUCUUCAUUCUCUGGGUCUUGUUCAGCUGAAUCCCUUCUCCUGGAGGCUAGCCGAGCGGCUGCUGGUGCCCGCUGUGUGUGGUGCUGUCCAGUGUGUUCUGGCUCUGUGGGCACAGGCGAGUGCACACUCUGGCUUGUACCCCCUCACCGGUCGACUCCUCCCACUUUUCAGCCUGGCUUGGGGUCACCUGCUGGGAGUCAGCAAGCCUAACUCCGCCCACUUCAACUGCUUGCUUAUAGCAAUCACUUUCACCUCUAUUGGAAUUACAGCGUAUGACGGCGUGUACAACAUGGAGCCGCUUGAAUAUUUCUACUCUCCUCUAAGCCUGUUCCUGCACAGUCUCUCCCUGGCCUGGCUCUCCAAAGUCGCCCAGAGUGUGCGAGGCCAUGCUACAACUUUUGACCUCUAUUACACUCUGACAGUGACCCAGAGUGUGUUGCUGUUACUGCUGUGUGUAAUGCAUCCGGACACUCCACAAGCGAUCACUCAUGGCAGCUGGCACACUCUACUCUUCCUGGGAUACAUGUUAGCCGUGUUGCUCCUGGGCUCUGUACAGAUUUUUCUAGUGGACAUAACGGCACUGAGGUACUCACCGCUCAGUGCGGCUCUGCUACACUCCGCCAGAGGACUCACAACGCCACUUAUUAACUUAUUAUAGCACAAAGACAACAACCAGAGAAGAAGGUCAAGCAGACAUUUAGAAAGCUGACUCUGUCCUAGUUAUCAGUUUCCCCUUGGCUAAGUUAGCUAAAUGAUGUUUUGGAAGCAACAAAAAGCAUUAAGCUAAUGGACUAGAACAACUCUGUAUCAAUCUUUUAUACAGUAAUCCAGCUAGCCAAUAACGUGGCAGCAUUAACACAAUGCAUACACUCAUCCCAGCUCAAGAGUUAUGGUCAUUCCAGGUUAAGAUGUUCAGGUCAAACAUCAGAUGCAGAAUAAAUGUGAAUGAUCUCAAGGACUUUUACCAAAGGUAAGCUAACAGGGAGGCUACGGGAUCUCAAAAUCAUCACUCUUUACAAACAAGGUGAGGAGAAAAGCAUCUCAGAAUGCACAACAUAUCAUAACUGAGGUGAGUGGGGCUACAACAACAGCAGACCAUUCUGUCAGCUAAACAAACAGGAAGCUGAGGCUACAGUGGUCACAGGCACGGGCAGAAGAAGAGUGGACAGAAGAACAUCACCUGUUGAACAGGUGUUUCAAAUACAGUAAAGGUUUAACCCAUACCUGAUACACUAUUUUAUUAAUUAGGAUGCUUGUGUAAUGGAGGCCAGCGGUAGGGGCUGGUCAGGUGAACCUCACUCCCCUGAUCUCAAGAGACGAGCUAGAAGCUGCAGUCUUUCGCCUCCUUGUUAGCGUCCCCAUCUCCCAUGCCGGAGACCCGGGUUCGAGACCUGCUUGGACAAGUGUGAGUAGGAGUCAAAGUAAAGCUGAUGUACAGAAAUGUUAAUAAAAGGUGAUGUGUAACCUAACAAACCUGCGGAUGUGUCACUGGUG
Hemibagrus wyckioides is the source of this 2765-nucleotide messenger RNA. RefSeq lists its product as uncharacterized. The record is from RefSeq and is a predicted model, not a curated record. Bases 1114 to 1929 code for a protein of 271 amino acids. The transcript has 5 exons. NCBI's taxonomy places the organism in Eukaryota, Metazoa, Chordata, Actinopteri, Siluriformes, Bagridae.